This is a messenger RNA of Daphnia carinata, 3742 nucleotides long. RefSeq lists its product as uncharacterized. The record is from RefSeq and is a predicted model, not a curated record. The transcript is spliced from 10 exons. The coding region runs from base 1417 to 3099 and encodes 560 amino acids. NCBI's taxonomy places the organism in Eukaryota, Metazoa, Arthropoda, Branchiopoda, Diplostraca, Daphniidae.
CUGUAAACUUUUUUAAUGCAAUUGAAACAUGACUUGUACAUGAUGCAGUUUUUAAUAUUGUCUACCUUUUUUUGAAUUUCUGUAGCAGAACUUCGUUUAAAGUUAGAGUCUGGGGAAAGGGAUAAACUAAGGAGUAGGCAGAAACGAAACAACAAAUUUAUUCAGUGUCUUAGGGCAAUUGUGGCACAGAUCGAUGCUUGCAUUCAUCAAAGCAGCGUAGGUCUGUUAAAUAAUGCUUGGCGGAAUUCAAGAUCGCCCAGUAUUGCGCCAAAAGUACCUUGCAAUUCAUCGCCUUGCGUAUGGGAACCAACUGCGGACGAGUUGUGCCGUUGCAAAUCAGGAUUGCUCAGCACUUCUUCAAAUGCAUGAAGAAAUUCGGAAUCUUCAGGCUCAUCGUUAACAGCUAUAGGCGUAUUAAGAACGACAAAGUGGCCAGAUGGAGCAUCAUCAGAAACCAACGGAUUCUCAGGUACGCAAACUUGCCAGCCCUCAGGUGAGUCUAUGUUGUGGUAGAAAAUUGAGAAUGAGGUCUUACAUGAUGGGCAUUCCAACUUGAUCUUGCAUCAGUCGAAAAGGCAUUGGUAACAAAAGACAUGCCCACAAUCUGGUUGGGAUUUGUUGGCAUGCGGACCCAAACAAAUCGCGCAGUAAUCAUCGUCAUAGUUGGUUGCGAUUCCUGUUCGAAACAUGAAGCUCGAUCGACCGUUAUUCGCCAUAUCAAAGCAGAGUUAAUGUGAAAAGUAAUAUUCCGACUAUUAAGCGCGUAUAUCUAAGAGGAGCAUCAGUAAUUAACAUUUCUUCGUUUCUAACAGAAUUUUCUUGUAAAAAUGUAAGUAGCACAUUGCGUAAUUUUGGGAAAAUAGCAACGUGGCGCAAAAACCCAUAUGUUUCAGCACCUUUCGAAAAAAACACACUAGGCAAAAAAAAAUAUGUGGAAAGUCGAGGGGGGAAGUGGGUCAGGUCAUAGAUACUGCGCGUGUUAAGGUUAUUGUCAUCGUAUUUCAAUUUUUCUUAUGUAUUUUUCUUUGUAGAAAUAGAAACAGUUGUGCAAAUAUAAGGGAACACUUUCGACUGGGGUUUUGAGAUAAGAGUUUCCUGGAAGCCCAAACAAACGGAAAAGACAGGUCAGAUCCUUUUCCAUAUAGAUUUAGGUGCGCAUUUUGGUUUGUUGGUGACGGCGACAGGCAGUGGUUACUUCGAUUUUAUUUGGCCGGUUUAUUUACUUUUUUUUUUUCGGUUAAGCCUCGAGCGAAAUGUUGCAAGCAACUCUCAGGUUGGCGCAGCGUGGCAAUCAUUUUUCUAGGUCGUUUUAACAGAGACAGUGUUAUACAGUGGUGAACAGUUAACGGAAAGUAGCCUUUGGGUCAAGUGCUGUGCCCAACAUUUGUGUCAUGUCGCCAUCAGUGAACUUUUAAAAUGAUCUUAUCUUUCAGCCUCCUUGCCAUUGUGUUUGGUUUCUGUGUUGUACCUCACGCCGCUGCUCAAGAGCCCAACUCGAUAAUUCCUUUAGAUACCAAAGGGAUUGUUCAAAAUGGCUCGACGGCCUAUUACAAUCGUACGGCAGCUACACUGACGUUACGAUUAAAAAUGCUUAUUCGUAAGCAUAAUAGCAAAACAUAUCAGCUAUCGGAAAUUCGUUAUCGGAUCGACUUGGCCUUAACUCGGGAUGCUCAGUUACCGAAUGAUUCUCGGCAAUCAAAUUUUUGCGCAAAUGCUUUAGCGAAAUUUGCCGGAGCCUGCAAAGGACGUCAUCUGUCUACCACGAUUUACGCAAAACGUGCAGAUGAUUACGAGGAGGAUGUAACCGUUGUUUUCGAUCACAUUUACAGUGGUUGUUACAAGUUCAAAAUCAAAUGCUGUACCAAGCCCUGGUCAUGUGAAGAUUCUUGUGGAAAGAAAGACGGGAAUUACGAGUACCAUCUUGGUCAACUGGAGACGCAUUUGCAGAACGUGAACGUCACGCGAAUGAACAUCAGCAUGAGACUGGCUCAAAUUGAUAGGGGAGCAGAAGUGGAAUUUAGCGUUAAAUAUUUCGAAGAUUCUCGUAAGAUACUCGAAUUCAAAGAAUUCGAUGUCACCAUCAGAGAUUAUAAUACUAAUAAGACCAUAGUGAAAGCAACUACCACAAGCAAAGUGGUACGUUUUCCUAGCUGUAACGAUAUUAACGUCAAUUGUAGCCAACUAAGAGGAAUCCCAUCAUCUCAUAAAAAAAAGAUUAACAAGUGUUUAUGCUUACCCGACGGAAACUACACAAUGGAGAUUAACGUUGCCGAUAGUCGCUGCAAUAACCCGAAACAAGUUUGUGAAACCUACCUACAUCCUUGCAAGCGAUUCACCAACAGACCUACACAAGUGUUAAUCUACACAGGUGGACCCAAUAUUAUGCCACCUGAGCAUAUCUCUGUUUCUCAUUUUUCUGGAAUUAGUAGCUUUCUAGUGCUUCUGCUAGCCUUGCUGAGUAUCAUAUCUCUCGUUAUGCUUGUCUUCUUUAAUCGAAACUGGUUUUCGUCUCGACGUAACGACCAGUGCGCCCAUCAUUCACAAAAUGAACCAGAAGAAACGGUUUCAUUCUCUUUAGCUGGAAGGCAUGGCAAAGUGAUGCUUGUUUACGACAUGACCGACAACUCGAUGAAAGAAAUAGCUUCUUCUCUCCGAAUGCAAUUCAUAGCCAGCGGCAUUUCUACUGUUUACGAUGCUGGUGACCCCGGGCAAGAAGAGGAGGUCGUCAUCAGAGGAGAAAUCCACUGGUUUAAUAGCCUCCUCAACGACCCUGAAGUGAAAGUUGUGGUCAUCCAGUCCAAGGGCGUAAUUGACUGCUAUAAAGAACUAAAUCGCAUUAGAAAGUCUGAUAGUAUUGCAGCACAGGACCUCCAGGGAUUAUUGAACCUACUUUUCGUGCUGAACCAACUUAUUGCCAUCGCCGCUUCUUCGAUAAGUGAAGACAGCGUUUAUGGCCGGAUCUUUAUAACCACUUAUGAAAAUUUUGACUCCAGCACGGCCAUUAAUACCUUGACGCCUUAUAGAUGCUAUAAAUUGCCAGAACACUAUCACAUGCUGCUUAGCCAACUCGUCAUUCAUACUCAGAAUGAAAGGCGAUAAACCUUUGACCAGGGAUGGGUAAAACCCAAAUUAUAUAUUAUUUUUUUGCGCUGCCAAUCAAUUAAUCAGUCGCCCUUACUAAAAUGAAGACGCUCAGUAUCAAUCCCAGAAUGAUAAAAUGUUUAAAUACUUGUGGUGGUUCCCUAUUAACUUAAUAUGUGUUAAGCUUUUUUCAAGUGUGUUCGCUUUUUGUGUUCAUAUUCACUCGUGAAUCUCGAGUCAAUCGACUAACAGGAAAUGAUAAGAAAACAGAUAGUGCACUUCAAAAUAUCAUGAAUAAGGUCAGUAUUUCAGAGAACGUUGCUAAUAAUCACGUAUUGCGUAAAUGUGUUGUUUAUGUUACCGCAGUUGUUAUUGACAUUCAACGAUUAACCGCCGACGAUUAAAUCAAGACGAACAGCAAACGACUACCACAACAAAAACCCCUAAACUUGAUAUCUCAAAAACUCGUAUCCGGGAUAAAUUAUUGGAUUUUUGCCGACCACGCAAUAAUCCCACGUCAGCCGCCCAUUAAAAAUUACGCGGUGCCGCUCUGAAUUUCUUCGCUUUUUUGUGACGAUACAAGUCAGUUAUAGUCCAACGUUCCUCAUUACUGGACACGAAGAUGAGUGUUACAGUGCAAUCAUUAAAAACUGUUUUUCCA